AUGGGAGACGAGAAGCCCGACAAUGAGCAGUCACUCCGCCCAAUCGCCUUUGCCGCGGUCGUCUUUUCGACGAUGGCCGUCUCCUCAUGCUUAAUCACAUUCCCCCUCAUCCUCCAUCAUAUCCAGACACUCGAGUCCCAUGUGGCGCUCGAUCUCGAGUUCUGCCAGGCUCGUGCUCGCGAUAUGUGGAAGGAGAUGCUGGAUAUUGAGACCGGAGGCAAGAGGGAUUCGGGGAAGAUUGCUGAUAUGAUUCUUGCUCAUCGUCGGAUUGAGAAGCGCGAUACACUGGUCGAUUUCUGGAAUAGACGGCUUCAUGAUGCCGAGCUGAGGGAUGAACCUCUACAAAAUGUUAGAGAAGAACGUGCCGGUUCAACCGGAUGCUGCACAUGCCAUCGUGGCCCUCCCGGACAAGCUGGAGAACCAGGUCGUGAUGGUAUCCCCGGCCUCGAUGGAGAACCAGGCCCCAUUGGACCUCCCGGACCUCCUGCUCCCCCAGGACCCUCAGCUGAUUCCCUCUUCCCUGAUCAAUGCCCAUGUGAAGCUCCCCAAGGAGAGCCAGGUCCCAAAGGACCACCCGGACCUGAUGGACCACCUGGACCUCCCGGAACACCUGGAGAUGAUGGAAAACCUGGUGAUCAAGGAUCGAGAGGAGGACCGGGAAUGCCUGGAAAUCCUGGAUUGCCCGGAAGGCCCGGACCUCCUGGAGAGCCUGGAACUUAUCGAACUGAGGUUGGACCCAAUGGAAGACCUGGGGCUCCUGGAAGACCUGGUGCUCCUGGGCAGCCUGGACCUCCCGGACCUCCUGGAACUGAUGGAAAGAACGGCCCUCUCGGACCUCCCGGACAACCUGGACCUCCUGGACAGCCCGGCCAGAACGGAAGCCCCGGAGAUAUUGGUGCUCCCGGAGAACUUGGAGCUCCCGGCAGCUGCGAUCAUUGCCCGCCGGCCCGUCUCGCCCCCGGCUAU
Molecule: messenger RNA, 966 nt
Organism: Mesorhabditis spiculigera
Lineage: Eukaryota; Metazoa; Nematoda; Chromadorea; Rhabditida; Rhabditidae
Source: the annotation of a GenBank genome assembly